UCGCGCAUCUGGAUACGACGUCGCCGAGGGCUACUCUCGUGAGAUUCGGGAUUUUUGCCACCCCCCCUCACCGGGGCCAGGUAAGGCCUCGCCUCCACUGGUGUCCGCAGGCUUCAACGUCCGCCAGCGCCAUCCACUUCGAUACGGAUUACGCUAUAGUGCAAGAUAGAGCUGCUGCUUGAGGAUAUCGACUACCUUGUAUCGCAGGAAGGCUUGCUGAAGCGGCACACGCCGGCCGACUCCUCUCCGAAAGAAGCCCCCCACGAAAGAAGCGAUGGCCGAGGACCCCGAUCCCACCGAGUACCUGUUCGUCUCUCUCGAGACCAAGCGCAAGGACCAGACCAAGCCUUACGAUGGCAAGAAGAUGGUCUGGGUGCCCGACGAGAAGGAAGGUUUCGUCCUGGGCAACAUCGUCUCUACAAAGGGCGACAUGGUCACCGUCGACUGUCCCGGCGGAGAGCAAACCGUCAAGAAGGACCUGCUGCAGCAGGUGAACCCGCCAAAGUAUGAGAAGUGCGAAGACAUGUCGUCCCUCACCUACCUCAACGAUGCAUCGGUGUUGCACAACCUGAAAGAACGAUACUACGUUAAUCUCAUCUACACGUACUCGGGCCUGUUCUGCGUGGCCAUCAACCCCUACAAACGCUUCCCCAUCUACACCAAGCGCGUCGUGGAGAUCUACAAGGGCCGCAGGCGUACUGAGGUGCCUCCCCACGUGUUCGCCGUCUCAGAUGGAGCCUACAUGGACAUGUUGGCCAACCGUGAGAACCAGUCUAUGCUUAUCACUGGCGAAUCAGGAGCGGGAAAAACUGAGAACACCAAAAAAGUCAUACAGUAUUUCGCCCUUAUCGCCGCCUCGGGUUUUAAGCAGCAGUUUUCCAGCGGAGUAAGUGGAAAGAACAAACAAUAUUCUUGGCUGCCACAUCGGCGACUGCAGCAGCAGUCGAUGCUCAAGCCCUAACU
This is a messenger RNA of Rhipicephalus microplus (southern cattle tick), 963 nucleotides long. RefSeq names its product myosin heavy chain, muscle. Lineage: Eukaryota; Metazoa; Arthropoda; Arachnida; Ixodida; Ixodidae. Gene Ontology annotation, cellular component: cytoplasm; myosin filament; myosin II complex. Gene Ontology annotation, biological process: muscle contraction; sarcomere organization. Gene Ontology annotation, molecular function: microfilament motor activity; ATP binding; actin filament binding. The record is from RefSeq and is a predicted model, not a curated record.